Messenger RNA from Oryza brachyantha (malo sina), 3898 nucleotides. RefSeq names its product protein argonaute 1A-like. Gene Ontology annotation, biological process: regulatory ncRNA-mediated post-transcriptional gene silencing. Gene Ontology annotation, cellular component: cytoplasm. The coding region runs from base 240 to 3503 and encodes 1087 amino acids. The record is from RefSeq and is a predicted model, not a curated record. NCBI's taxonomy places the organism in Eukaryota, Viridiplantae, Streptophyta, Magnoliopsida, Poales, Poaceae. The transcript is spliced from 24 exons. Gene Ontology annotation, molecular function: protein binding; RNA binding.
CCUCGCUCGCCGCCGCCGCCGCCCGACUACCCCACAUCGGCCUCGCGCCGCGUGGCUGCGCGCGGGCGCGGUCGGGGCUGCCUAGGGCAGUAGGGCGUCCGUACCGCCUGGCGGCUGCGGUGCUUUGCGCCGGGGCGGUGACGACGAAGGGGAGCGGAGCUCCUCGGUCCGGUUCACCCAAUCGUUCCUAACCGGGUGAUCCCUUUCCAGCCACCCGUCUCGAUUUGUAAGCUUUACCUAUGAUGAGAAAGAGAAGAACUGAACCCCCUGAUGCUGGGGAAAGUUCUGGAACUCAACAAACCACUGGAGCCCCUGGAAGGGGUCCAGCACAGCGACCGGAGAGAGCUCAACAGCAUGGAGGUGGUGGUUGGCAACCUGCUAAUCCUCAAUUUUCUCAACACACCGGUCGUGGUAGUGGUCAACACCUGGGACGUGGUGGACGUUACCAGGGUCGUGGAGGUCCAACACGACAACAACCAGGUGGUAAUCCAGUUGAAUAUCAAGCACAUGAGUACUAUGGCCAUGGUGGCCAACGGCAUGGAGGAAUGCCACAAAACAGGAGUGGCAGUGGUGGACGUGGAGUUCCUGCCAGUCCAUCAAGAACAGUUCCCGAGCUGCACCAAGCCUCACAAGUCCAGUUCCAAGCUGCGGUGGUUACACCGUCACCAGCAAGAACUGGCCCAUCUUCGCUGCCUGAUGAGGUCAGCACCGAAGAUGUCCAACUACAGUUUCAAGAACUUGCUAUCCAGGGUCAAAGCUCCACUAGCCAAGCCAUUCAACCAGCACCACCAUCGAGCAAAUCCGUUAGAUUCCCAUUGCGCCCUGGCAAGGGUACAUUUGGUGAUAGGUGCAUCGUUAAAGCAAACCAUUUCUUUGCUGAACUUCCUGACAAAGACCUUCACCAGUAUGAUGUGUCUAUAACUCCCGAGGUUCCUUCACGUGGUGUCAAUCGUGCUGUCAUUGGAGAAAUUGUAACACAGUAUAGGCAGUCUCACUUGGGUGGGCGUCUUCCUGUUUAUGAUGGAAGGAAGAGCUUAUACACAGCUGGUCCAUUACCAUUUACUUCUAGGACCUUUGACGUUAUUCUGCAGGAUGAGGAAGAGAGCCCUGGUGUUGGGCAAGGCACACAGAGGCGUGAAAGACAAUUUAGGGUUGUGAUCAAAUUUGCUGCGCGUGCUGAUCUCCACCACUUAACCAUGUUUUUAUCUGGGAGGCAAGCAGAUGCUCCUCAAGAAGCUCUUCAAGUUCUUGACAUUGUUCUACGUGAAUUGCCCACUGCAAGGUAUUCCCCAGUUGCAAGGUCAUUCUAUUCGCCUAACUUAGGGAGGCGCCAACAGCUCGGUGAGGGCUUGGAAAGUUGGCGUGGUUUUUACCAAAGUGUACGACCCACACAGAUGGGACUUUCACUGAAUAUUGGUGAUAAUUGUAUAGAUGUGUGUUCAUUCUUCAUUCUAUUCCUAAUAUGUGGAUCAUAUACCGAUAUGUCAUCUACAGCAUUCAUCGAGCCCCUACCUGUGAUUGAUUUUGUUGCACAGCUUUUGAACAGAGACAUCUCAGCUAGACCUAUAUCUGAUGCUGAUCGUGUGAAGAUCAAGAAGGCCCUAAGAGGUGUAAAGGUUGAGGUGACACAUAGAGGCAAUAUGCGCAGGAAGUAUCGCAUUUCUAGCCUUACCUCGCAAGCAACGCGAGAGUUGUCCUUCCCCAUUGAUAGUCAUGGUACUGUGAAGACAGUGGUGCAAUACUUCCUGGAGACAUAUGGCUUCAACAUUAAGCACACCACUUUACCUUGCUUGCAAGUGGGCAAUCAGCAAAGGCCAAAUUAUCUACCAAUGGAGGUCUGUAAGAUAGUUGAGGGACAGCGUUACUCAAAAAGACUAAAUGAGAAGCAGAUAACUGCUCUUCUUAAAGUGACCUGCCAGCGCCCUCAAGAGCGUGAGCUGGACAUUUUGCAGACCGUGCAUCACAAUGCAUACCAUCAGGAUCCAUAUGCACAGGAGUUUGGUAUUAGGAUUGAUGAGCGCCUUGCUUCUGUUGAAGCUCGUGUUCUACCUCCCCCCUGGCUUAAGUACCACGACAGUGGCAGAGAGAAGGAUGUCUUGCCAAGAAUUGGCCAAUGGAAUAUGAUGAAUAAGAAAAUGGUCAAUGGUGGCAGAGUUAACAACUGGAUGUGCAUCAAUUUUUCUCGGCAUGCCCAAGAUAAUGCUGCCAGGAGUUUCUGUCGUGAGCUUGCUAUUAUGUGCCAAAUAUCUGGGAUGGACUUUUCAGUUGAUCCUGUGCUUCCUCCAGUAACUGCGAGACCUGAGCAUGUAGAAAGAGCACUGAAAGCACGUUAUCAAGACGCCAUGAAUAUACUGAGAGCACAGGGCGGGGAGCUUGACCUGCUGAUUGCAAUAUUGCCUGACAAUAAUGGUUCUCUUUAUGGUGAUCUCAAACGAAUAUGUGAGACUGAUCUUGGAUUGGUCUCGCAAUGCUGUCUUACGAAACAUGUUUUUAAGAUGAGCAAACAAUAUUUAGCAAAUGUUGCCCUUAAAAUCAAUGUUAAGGUAGGAGGAAGAAAUACUGUACUUGUUGAUGCUUUGACAAGGAGAAUCCCCCUAGUUAGUGAUCGGCCAACUAUCAUAUUUGGUGCUGAUGUUACGCAUCCUCAUCCUGGAGAAGAUUCUAGCCCUUCCAUUGCAGCUGUUGUUGCUUCUCAAGACUGGCCUGAGGUCACUAAAUAUGCUGGAUUAGUGAGUGCACAGGUCCAUCGUCAGGAGUUGAUACAGGACCUUUUCAAAGUAUGGAAAGAUCCGCAAAGAGGGACUGUAAGUGGUGGAAUGAUCAGAGAGCUUCUCAUUUCUUUCAAGAGGGCAACUGGACAGAAGCCACAAAGGAUUAUAUUUUACAGGGAUGGUGUCAGUGAAGGACAGUUCUAUCAGGUUCUGUUUUAUGAGCUUGAUGCCAUUAGAAAGGCGUGUGCAACUUUGGAAGCUGAUUAUCAGCCGCCUGUUACCUUUGUGGUGGUCCAGAAGCGUCAUCAUACACGGCUGUUUGCUAAUAACCAUAAGGACCAGCGCACUGUUGACAGAAGUGGAAAUAUACUACCAGGCACCGUGGUUGAUUCGAAGAUAUGCCAUCCUACUGAAUUUGAUUUCUACCUGUGUAGCCAUGCCGGCAUUCAGGGAACAAGUCGCCCUGCACAUUAUCAUGUUCUUUGGGAUGAGAACAAAUUUACUGCUGAUGGUUUGCAAACUCUGACAAACAACUUGUGCUACACCUAUGCAAGGUGCACCCGCUCUGUAUCAAUUGUUCCUCCUGCAUACUAUGCCCAUCUCGCGGCAUUUCGAGCUCGAUUUUACAUGGAGCCGGAUACUUCAGAUAGUGGGUCGAUGGCGAGUGGUGCCCAUACCCGUGGUGGUGGCCCCCCUCCUGGUGCACGCGGCGCUAAGGCUGCUGGGAAUGUUGCUGUAAGGCCGCUUCCUGAUCUGAAGGAAAAUGUCAAACGUGUCAUGUUCUACUGCUAAGUUGGGGAAUAUUUUCAUAUGGGGGAUUACGUCUGACUGUUUGAUCACCCCGUGUUAUCUCGAUGGAACGACCUAGUUUGCGUGUGCGUCAAUAACCUUGCUCUGUCUGUUUAUCUACUCCAUUCACAAGACUAGAACUGUUGAAAAUUCUUUCCUCUUUCAGUGUAGCUACUCAAAUCAUGUCAUCGAUGAAAUGUAGUAUUUGACAAUUUGCACUGGUGCCAUGUUGCCAGGACAAAGUGAGCUCAGCUAUGGCCUUUCCUUUCCAUAUGCAGGAUAGCUUAGCAACUGCGGUUCCUUUUCAUUUGCAGGAUAUGUGCCUUGAUUCAAAAAUGUUGGCCUAUUUGUCUCAGGCAAAAUUAUUGCUUAGCUGGCUUCUGGUAUAUAGAAUCUUG